Helobdella robusta is the source of this 717-nucleotide messenger RNA. RefSeq lists its product as hypothetical. Gene Ontology annotation, cellular component: nucleus. The record is from RefSeq and is a predicted model, not a curated record. Gene Ontology annotation, biological process: regulation of cell cycle. The coding region runs from base 1 to 717 and encodes 238 amino acids. NCBI's taxonomy places the organism in Eukaryota, Metazoa, Annelida, Clitellata, Rhynchobdellida, Glossiphoniidae. Gene Ontology annotation, molecular function: cyclin-dependent protein serine/threonine kinase inhibitor activity. The transcript has 4 exons.
AUGCAAAGAGCGAAUCGAACGUGCUUACGCCGUGUCACCUAUGGUACUAUUACCGUAACCAGAGGCGAGGCUUGUGACGUCAGCGAAAGUAUCGGUGCUAGUAGUAGUAGUGGUUAUGGUAUCAGUAGCAGUGAUAGUAGUAGUAGCAACAUCAGCGUUGAACCGAUUAGUAGCAGUGGCACCCCCUCCAAUUUGGGACAGUCCGAGCACCGACUUCCACCAACUCCGAAAAAAACUUUAAAAAGAAAAAAAAUACAGGCAGCCAGUUCAAGGGCAAAUCCAGUUACAGCGAGAAGAAAAUUAAACUUCGACUCAGCAACCGGUCAAUCUUCAACACCCACCCUACCUCCUCCUGUCGCCAGUGCUUCGGCACCAACAGAAACUUCAACAGCAGCAGGGUUGAGUUCAAUUACUACCUCUGGACCUUCUUUUUCUUCGUCGUCAACCCCAAUUGGGGAGUUGUUUGAGUCCGACCAGAAGUACAAUUCCAAGAAGUACAAUUUUGAUUUCAAGGAAGGCAAACCACUUGCCGGCGAGAAUUAUAAAUGGUCAUCAAACAGAGUCCUAUUAAUACUUCUGCUUCAUUUAAUCAGAGCUCAGUGCACCGUAUCAGAAGGCCUAGGAUGGGCUCUACCAUUGAAGUCAUCUACAUUGGCCAAGAUUGAAAAGAUAAGUUUUAGUGUACUGAGUGUUGAAUGUGGUAUACUGUGUUUCUGA